AUGGUCGGACGAGAGGCUGCGCUUUGGCGGCAGCUGGACCACCCGAACGUAUUGCCGUUUCUCGGCGUGGACGAAACCACUUUCUCCCCGCAUUAUGCUCUCGUAUCGCCCUGGAUGAAAAACGGCAACCUGGUGGACUACGUUGCGCGCGUAAAGUUGAGCUCAGGCGACGUCAACCUCCUCGUACGUCACAUGGCGGUCAUAAUUGCAGGACAUCUAGCUUACAUCGCUACGUUCCAGCUGGUGCAGACCUCGGACGGACUGUCAUAUCUCCACUCGCAAGAGAUAGUACACGGUGAUUUGCGAGCUGCGAAUAUACUCAUCACCGAUGCCGGACAAGCUUGUUUGUCCGACUUUGGAUUGACGCGAGUGGCGCCUACCGCAACGCUGACAGCCACGACCACCCUAGGACGUGCUUCUACGCGCUGGACGGCACCCGAGCUCUUGAAAGAAGAGGUUGAUGCCCCCGAUCCUCCCAGCGAUGUAUACUCCUUUGGAUAUGUUUGCCUUGAGGCAUAUACGCUCAAACCUCCGUUUUGGGACGUUCGAAGCGAGGCAGUGGUCCUGAACAAGAUUCUGCAAGGCCACGUGGUGAGAAGGCCGACCAAGGAUGAAUGUAGUGGAAAGGAACUUUCGGACGAGCUAUGGUCGCUCAUGACCGGAUGCUGGUCGAGUGAUCCCAGCAGACGGCCGAGCGCAAGGCGUUCGGGAUCCAUGAUUAGGGAUACUUUGGUACGCGGUAAGUGA
Punctularia strigosozonata HHB-11173 SS5 is the source of this 747-nucleotide messenger RNA. RefSeq names its product kinase-like protein. Gene Ontology annotation, molecular function: ATP binding; protein kinase activity. Lineage: Eukaryota; Fungi; Basidiomycota; Agaricomycetes; Corticiales; Punctulariaceae. Gene Ontology annotation, biological process: protein phosphorylation. Bases 1 to 747 code for a protein of 248 amino acids. The record is from RefSeq and is a predicted model, not a curated record. The transcript is spliced from 3 exons.